AUGGCGGAACCUGUAACUCCCAAGAAGCCUCCGGACUGGAAACAACUGUCGGAGACGGUUCAAGACGCCAAUACUUUGCGUCAGGAGUCUAUGAAUGCCCACCACGAUCAUCUUAUCACAGAAAUAGAGACGUCCGAUGGACCACUGGGGACUACGCUUAGAGCUGUAUAUGAAGGUGAUGAACUGGAGAAGUUUAAAAAGAGACUGGAUGACCACAUUAAGUCACAUGACAAGGAAAUCGAGAGGAUGUGUAACUACCACUAUCAGGGUUUCAUUGACUCUAUACGCGAGCUGCUUAAAGUUAGCAUGGAUGCUGCCCAGCUUAAGGAUGAGAUCGAGGCUGACAACCAAAGUCUCCAGGAAUCCUGUUCGCCUCUCAUGACUAAAGGGGAGCAACUUAUUAAAUGUCGCCGGAUACAGCGUAACAUAGCUUCUGCUGCUGAGAACCUCAAUCUCUGCUUGCCUGUGUUGGAAAUGUACGGGAAACUACAGGACCAGAUGAGAAGUAAAAGGUAUUACCCAGCAUUGAAGACUUUGGAACAACUGGAACACACCUACCUUCCUCGUGUAAAUACACACUGGUUCUCCGAGACCAUGAGUGAUGCUAUUCCAAAGUUGCGUGAGCGUAUCAAAGAGGCUUCCAUGUCUGAUUUGAAGGACUUCCUAGAAAAUAUCCGGAAACACUCAGCUAAGAUAGGAGAAGUCGCCAUGAAACAUGAGAAACAGAACACAUUCACGGGAAUGGAGGACAACACAAUGUUGCGAAGAAUCAAGGCUGCAGAGCAGAACAACAUGGAUCCAUCUAUUGUAGCUGUGAGUAAAAAGAAGGAGAGAAAGCGGGCCCCUCCCCCUCCGAACCCUUUCACAGGUGAAGUCGACCAUGAACCAGAACCUGUUGCAGACGACACACCAGAAAUGAAUGAGGAGGAAAUGGGGGAGUUAAGCGCCCAAGAUCUGAUAGACUUCUCUCCAGUGUACCGAUGUCUUCAUAUAUACACUGUACUGGGUGACCGUGAGAAAUUUGAGACAUAUUACAGAAAACAGCGGCGGAAACAAGCAAGGUUGUCGCUACAAGCUGCCUCUAACAUGCAUGAAGCUAUUGACAACUAUAAGAGAUAUUUCCAUGAUAUUGUAGGGUUUUUUGUAGUAGAAGACCACAUUUUAAGUACAACCCAGGGGCUGGUCAAUCGUGCCUAUAUGGAUGAGCUAUGGGAGAUGGCAGUAUCCAAACUGGCAUCAUCUUUAAGAACAAGCUCUGCUUUUUGCAAGGAUGCCAAUAUGAUGCUGGAGAUAAAGAAAUUGAUUGUACUGUUUUGUCAUACACUGAGAGGCUAUGGUUUUAGUGUUGGACAUCUACUGGAACUUCUCUUAGAAUUAAGGGACCAGUACAGUGAUAUUCUGACAAGACAAUGGGUGGAAGUGUUCAAUGAGAUUUUUGAUGAUGAUAAUUACACACCAAUCUAUGUGGAGAGUGAUGAAGAGUACUUGGCUGUGGUCACACAGUUCCCAUUUCAGGACGAUGAUCUUCAGCGGAGUCCAUUUCCGAAGAGGUUUCCAUUUUCUGAGUUUGUGCCAAAUAUCUAUAACCAAGUAAAGGCAUACAUCAACGCCUGUUUGAAGUUCUCUGCUGAUCUGCACCUCAGUCACACAGAGAUUGAUGAUAUGAUUAGAAAGUCGACAAACCUACUGCUGACGAGAACACUCGGGAGCUGUUUGUCAUCACUUAUCAAGCGACCACGACUCUCUCUCCUACAGUUGAUUCAGAUUGCUAUCAACAUGAACUAUCUUGAGAAGUCUUGUGGAUAUCUGGAGGAGUAUAUUUCCAGUAUAACUGGUGCCCAGAAUGACAGUAUACACAUGGCGAGACUACACGGAACAUCAAUGUUUAAGGAUGCUCGUAGCGAUGCAGAGGAGCAUAUCUACAAACAAUUGAACCUGAAGAUUGAUGAAUUUUUAGAACUGGCCAACUAUGAUUGGAUGGUGACAGAGGCCAAAGGUCAUGCCAGCGGCUAUGUUGCAGACUUGGUGGCAUUCUUACAGAGUACCUUUAUGUCCUUUACCAAUCUUCCGGAAAAAAUAGCAAAGACAGCUUGUAUGUCUGCAUGCAAACAUAUCGCCAACAACCUACUGGAAUUCAUCCGUGACAACGAGCUGAAACAGAUGACACUUGGAGCUCUACAGCAGUUCAACCUGGACCUCAUCCAAUGUGAAUUGUUUGCAGCCUCGGAGCCAGUCCCAGGAUUUACUGACGGGACACUAGUGAUGGCGUUUGCAGAUGUUCGACAGCUGUUGGACUUGUUCCUGAACUGGGACUGGUCAGUUUACUUGGCUGACUAUGGUCAGUCCAAGUCCAAGUACCUUCGUGUCCAACCUCAGGUGGCCAUUAGUAUUCUGGAGAAGCUAAACAACGCUGAUAAGAAGAAGAACAACCUUUUUGCAUCUUUGAAGAAGGGAGAACGUGACAAAAAGAAGUUAUUAGACACCGUUCUUAAACAGCUUCGUGGACUUGUCAACGGAACUGCACCUCAAGUACAGGGUUGAGGUCAGAGGUCAAAGGCACAAAUUCUUGAUGUUCAGUGGUCAUUGAUACUUCCAAAAGACCACUCUUAGAGACGUCUAAUGAUGUGCAAAUGAUAACAGUACUUUAUAUACACACUACAGUAAUAUCCACACAACAUUCUGCACAAGGGAAGUAGUUUUGAUCUGUGAUCUUGAAAUUGUUGAAAACUAAGAUCAUUAUACUUUUGAAGGCUGACUUGU
Molecule: messenger RNA, 2760 nt
Organism: Ylistrum balloti
Lineage: Eukaryota; Metazoa; Mollusca; Bivalvia; Pectinida; Pectinidae
Product: exocyst complex component 6B-like
Exons: 24
Coding region: 1-2541 (846 amino acids)
Biological process (GO): Golgi to plasma membrane transport; intracellular protein transport; exocytosis
Cellular component (GO): exocyst; membrane
Source: RefSeq, a predicted model, not a curated record